Messenger RNA from Dovyalis caffra, 1227 nucleotides. The record is from the annotation of a GenBank genome assembly. NCBI's taxonomy places the organism in Eukaryota, Viridiplantae, Streptophyta, Magnoliopsida, Malpighiales, Salicaceae.
AUGAUUGUUAAAUUGGUGUUUUGGGCUUUCGACGAAUGCUUUAGUGCCUCUUCAGUUUUGCGCCUGAUUUGCAUAAGGAGUAGGCUGCCCUUUUGUCUUCAUUAUGGGGACAUGAUUGCUGUUAUAGUAGAUCCCAAUUCCAAGCAUUUAGGAACCACUGUUUGGGAUGCGUCAAUGGUGUUGGUUAAAUUUCUGGUAAGUUGCCUUUUAUUUCUUCAUGCACUUGAAACUGUAGAGCACGCCUUCCCUGGCGUUGUUGUUGAUUCUUGGCUGUUGUACCCAGGACUUAGGGAAAGGAAUUGCAGAAAGGGAAGGUUUUGCCCAUCCAAACUUAAAGGAAAACGUGUUAUUGAACUUGGAGCAGGAUGUGGAGUAGCUGGAUUUGGGAUGGCACUGCUAGGAUGUGAUGUAAUUGCAACUGACCAAAUAGAGGUUUUGCCACUGCUAAUAAGAAAUGCCGAACGCAAUACUUCAAGAAUAAUGCAGAUAGAUUCCAGUUCAGAUUCAUUUGGAUCGAUCCAGGUUGAAGAAUUGAACUGGGGGAAUGAGGAUCAUAUAAGGGCUGUUGAUCCACCAUUUGACUGCAUCAUUGGCACUGAUGUUGUUUAUGCAGAGCAUCUCUUGGAACCACUGCUGCAGACAAUACUUGCUUUAUCAGGACCGAAAACAACUAUUUUGUUGGGGUAUGAGAUCCGUUCUACCAACGUCCAUGAGCGAAUGCUUGACAUGUGGAAAAGAAACUUUGAGGUGAAAACUGUUCCGAAAUCUAAGAUGGACAGUAAUUACCAACAUCCAAGUAUUCAACUUUAUAUCAUGGGGUUGAAGCCUCCAGCUGGGUGCAUAGGAAACAUGAUUUCAGGAAUUGAGCAACAAACUGAUGAGGUUGAAACAGUAGAUAAGGUACUGGAAGAGGAUGAGAAUGGCUGCAGUAAUAAUACCAAGAGUAGGUUGAAAGAUUGCUGUAGUGAAAAGGUUCAUGAAGAUUGUGAGCUAGCAAUGAAAUUUCCAAAUGCAAAACUUACUGACUGGGAAGCAAGAAGAUUAGGCUCAAUGGCUGCUCGGCUUCUUCAAGAUAUGUGUGUCUCAUUAUUGUUUAAUUGCACGGAUUGGCUGUGGGAUGCUUUGGGAGCAAGCACAUGGUGCCAUCUGGGGUAUUGGGAAUUAAGAUCUGGAAAAUGGGAUUUAAGAGGGCAGUUUCAGUAUGCUGAAGCUGCAAUCAUUGCAUGA